UGAGUGAAGAUCGCUCGGAAUUUAUCCCCGCUCGUUCAACUGAUUGAACACUAUACUAUAUGCCAUUCACAAUGAGAGAGUACCGAGAGUCUUAAAAAGUUUGUGUAUUUGUGCAUAAAACAGUUGAAAUAAUCAAGUUCAAGGGAUAACAUUGGUUUUGCCUGGGGUGGGCCUUGGCGAGCCCUAGAAGAGACCAGGCAAGCCACCGAAUCAGGAGCAUCGAACGUCAAAACAAACAGUGGAACAAUAAAAAUCAUCAAGAUUAUGUGACAAAGUGGAUGGAAUUGUUGCGGAAAUCGCGAGGUGACGCAAAGUUGAUGAAGAGGAUUAGUGAGACGAGUGAAAUCGUUUCUAGGGAAAGAGACUGCCAAAAUGGUCAGCAAACUGCCGCAGGAAUUCAGGAGAUACCAGAGGAAUCGCCAACAGUUGAGACACAUCUUCAAAGAGACUCAACGCACUUUGGAUGUUAUUAAUCAUGAAAACUUCUUUCCUGACGAGAAUAUAAUCGAGGAAUUGUUACCCUCCGUCACACUGGAUCGUUUGACCCACAUUCUGGACAACCACCCAGCAAUAGUGAUAUCCGGACAAGACUGCAAAUCCAAAGCAGCGCUCGUCAACCGCCUCUUAGCAGCUGAGAUACUCCCCUCGACGGACGGCGACUGGAGGUGGUUGAAAUUCGCUUACGGCCCCACCAACCACGUGAGUCUCACCCUGGGCCUGGAAUACGAGGUUGUCGACCGAGUCCAGGCGAACGAAAUCGCCUGGAAGACACUCCCCGAACAAGACCUCAACAGAUCGGGCAACGAGGACCCAAACUGUCCCACAAUCCUCGAAGUCAAGCUCGACAGAGCAGUCCUGAAGGACAACGUGCAGAUCUUCGUGGUUCCUGACAUCGCAGCGGUUAAGUCCCUGGCAAAAGGAGCCCUCGGGAUUCUCCCGAUUUUUCUUUACGCCUUGAGUGACCACCCCUUGACAGAACAGAACACAGAAGAUUUACGAGAGCUCAAGGAGACCUAUCCUUACACUCCAGUGCUCUUCGUCUCGUCUCUGGUCAAUACAAUCUUCGACAGUGUGGACGGAGACCUGACAGAAUCAGAACAACAUCGUCUGCAGAGUCAAUCGGAAGCCCUCGCCCCGUCGGCCCCAUCAGACUCCUUCAAAGAGGACGAAAAACUGAACCUCGAGAAGAUGAACUCCCUGGGCCACACCUGGCUGGAUCAACUGGGAGACCUCGGCUUCCUGAGAAUGGAGUCCGACGAGGUGGACCAAAUGACCUGGAUGGUUGGUGGACAGUACGUCAACUCCUCAGACCUCAUCGAAUCUUACUCGAAGAUCGAUCGAGUCCUCUACUUCACUCGAGGCUGCCUCCAAAGCUACCUAGUCAACGCUGGCAACUACCUCAAUGAAAUUCACACCACGUCCCUCAGGAAGUUCAUCCUCAGUGCCUUCGACAUGGCCCGAGAGAUCCAGAUAACCCCCAGAAGGAUCCAAUACGCCCAACAGAAGGAGAACGAGCUCUACACGAAUCUGAUGAGCGUGGUGAGCAAAAAUCAAGAGGAACUGACGGAUUUGAUUCAGAAUAUAAUUCAGGAGAUGAAAAAUGACGUUGAAGGGGCUGACGACGAUCCUUAUAAGUACCAGAGUGCGUUAUCAGAGGAUUCCGAGAGAAACGAGUGGCAUGCGACUGUCAGAUCAGCUACAACCGAGGUCCAACGGCUUGUUCUGAGUAAAUUGAGCGAGAAGGUAGCUAAACAAUUGGUGACGUCUGUCAAUUGCCUCCGGGAGAACUUCUUUGGGACCCUCCAAAGAUGUUUAUUGGAGUUAGAAAAGAGUUACGAUCAGGAUGGGAAUCUCCUCGCCAGUGAUGCACUGAACCAGAUAUUAUCAGCAGCUUACAAUGUCGAACUUCAUAAUUCAUCUCCAUCGUUGGUUCACUCCUUUCUGGAGAGACUCAGGCAGCUGUUCAAGGCCAUGCCCCUCCCCUGGGCACCAACGCCGACUCUGGACGCCUUUUGGAGGAAGAAGGUCACUAUUGAUCUUCUUAAUUCACUCUCAGCUGCGAGAUUAGCGAAGACUAUUUCCACACAGUUCAGGGAUAAAAUAAAAUCCUCUCAUGAUGCGUUUCAUGCAGCUCUGAGGUCGUUGGAGAAUCAUUACUCUGGGAGGCUGGAGAGGACUGAGGAGCAGAGAGUGGCCAUCAGGAAGAUCCAUGCACCGAGACUCGCGAAAUUGGCUCUCGAGUCGACUUCGAUGAGUGAUAUGGUCAGGUUUGGAAUUCCUCACCAGGGGAAGGAGAUUGGGAGGGGGCAGUAUGGAGUUGUUUUUGCCUGUGAUGGGUGGGGAGGGGCUCCUGGACCUUGUGCUGUCAAGUCUGUUGUGCCUCCUGAUGAGAAACACUGGAAUGAUCUUGCUAUGGAGUUCUAUUACACCAGGAGUAUUCCUGAUCAUAAGAGGAUUGUGAAGCUGAGGGGGUCUGUGAUCGAUCAUAAUUAUGGUGGGGGCUGUGGACUAGGCGCUGCGGUUUUAUUGAUCACUGACAGGAUGAGUCGAGAUCUUUACUGUGGCAUCAGGGCUGGGCUGACCUGGCUGGAGAGGAUACAGAUCGCUAUUGAUGUUCUCGAGGGCAUCAGGUAUCUGCAUUCUCAAGGACUUGUGCACAGGGAUAUCAAGCUGAAGAAUGUUCUGUUGGAUGUGGAGAAUCGAGCCAAGCUGACUGAUCUUGGAUUUUGUAUUACUGAGGCUAUGAUGUCGGGGUCGGUGGUGGGAACUCCUGUUCAUAUGGCGCCGGAAUUGCUCUCCGGACAUUAUGAUAGCAGUGUCGAUGUUUAUGCGUUUGGCAUUCUGUUUUGGUAUAUUUGUGCGGGACAUACUAGGAUGCCGUAUGCCUUCGAGACUUUUCAGAAUAAGGAGCAGCUUUGGGGGAGUGUUAGGAGAGGUGUGAGGCCUGAACGUUUACCUCACUUUGAUGGUGAAUGCUGGACACUCAUGGAGCAAUGCUGGUCUGGUGAACCCUCGAAACGACCUCUCCUCGGUGCUAUUUUACCAGUGCUGGAAUUGAUCCGUGAAAAAGCUGAAUUAGGCAAGUCCAUGACAGAAAUCGACGCAGUCAGACAACCCAGCUCGUCAUCCUCAUUAUCAGACACGAGAAGUCCAGCUUUAGCAUUAGCCGAGCCCAAUAACCAAAGAGGCACCAUGGUAGGCUCAACGCACUGUACUUCAGCGUCGAGUAGCAUAUCGCUUGUAUCAGAGUCCAGCGAAGUUGACGAGACCUUCAGGGUGUCGAUUUUAUCUGGAUGCGAAGGAAGUGUUCACUAUCGACGAUAACUCUUAACUUGUGAUAUUUGAAGGGACUUAUAAAUUAAUAGAUAAUAGUGAUGCAAUAUUUUCAUAUGUGCAGGAUAUUUUCAGCUGUGUAAAAAGUAUUUCACCAACUUUGUAUAUGAGGUAUUCCAUGCCAAAUGAGUCAACGGCUGACUCUCACGCUCUUGAAAAUUGAU
Molecule: messenger RNA, 3497 nt
Organism: Diachasma alloeum
Lineage: Eukaryota; Metazoa; Arthropoda; Insecta; Hymenoptera; Braconidae
Gene: Ripk5
Product: dual serine/threonine and tyrosine protein kinase
Exons: 5
Coding region: 373-3324 (983 amino acids)
Biological process (GO): protein phosphorylation
Molecular function (GO): protein kinase activity; ATP binding
Source: RefSeq, a predicted model, not a curated record